This is a messenger RNA of Contarinia nasturtii (swede midge), 1605 nucleotides long. RefSeq names its product CDK5 regulatory subunit-associated protein 2-like. Lineage: Eukaryota; Metazoa; Arthropoda; Insecta; Diptera; Cecidomyiidae. Gene Ontology annotation, biological process: centriole replication; chromosome segregation; positive regulation of DNA-templated transcription. Gene Ontology annotation, cellular component: microtubule organizing center; mitotic spindle pole; pericentriolar material. The transcript has 9 exons. The record is from RefSeq and is a predicted model, not a curated record. Gene Ontology annotation, molecular function: gamma-tubulin binding; protein kinase binding; microtubule binding. The coding region runs from base 126 to 1484 and encodes 452 amino acids.
AUAUUAAGUAUUAAAUUCGCUUAAAUACUUGUCACUUUAGUUUAUGUUCUAGAAUUCAUUCUUCUUCGCGUUAUUUACCCGAAAAUAUAUAUUAGGAUACAAUUUUUUUGACGAUAUGAACAAUAAUGUCUGAAAGCCGAACAUGUGAAAAUGGCAUGCAGUCGCCAAGCAAAGGACGAUCAUUGCGUGAAUUUGAUGAGGAAUUGCAUACAUUAAGAAAAGAAAAUUUCAAUUUAAAACUCAGAAUUUUUUUUUUGGAAGAAAAAGAGAAUACUAAAAAUCAUAUAGAAAAUAGUUAUGAGCGAAAUAUUGAGCUGAAGGUUGAAAAUGAAGAGUUGAAAAAAGAAUUGGAGGCAAAGCAAAUUUUACUUUGUGAAGCUGCAAAAGCCAUCGAGGAGAUUGAAAAUAUUCAGAAAAAACAGAAGAAGAAUUUUACAUAUACACAUGAGGAGGUAUCUGAAUUAAACACAAUUGACACAAACCUUAAAACAAGGAUAUAUGCAUUGGAAGCAACAAUAAAAGCUAAAGAAAAUGACAUCGAAGAGCGUGAAAAUAUUAUAGAAACACAAAAAGAAACUCUUCGAAACUAUGAAAAACUAAUAGCUCAAUAUGAAAUGGAAGAUAAAGCACGUAUAAUACAAGAUUUGCGAGAAAAAUUGGUAACCAAAACGCGAGCACAUGAAAAAGGAUGUAAAACGAUUCAACUUUUGUUAUUGAAAACUCGUGAAUUGGACAACGAUCUAAAAGGUUUUAAACGGUUUAAAGAUGAAAUCAAUAGAAUGUGUAAUUAUUUGAAAAUGCGUUUGCAUGAGCUUGCUGGUUUCCUUAAUUUAUUGCUGAAACAUGGAGGCGAACAUGAUCAACAUAGCAAUAUUCAAAAAGCUAUCGAGGAAAGUUUAAACUUAUCGAAACAUUUUGAAGAACAUUCAUUUAGCGCAAAUUCAAUACUGAAGGAGAUUAAUGACAAAUUUUUACCCCUGACAAAUCAAGCUGUCAUCGGCUCGAAAAAUGACAAGUGCUCAUUGAUACUCAAUAUGUUGCAUAACGAGUCAAAAUCGAUAAAAUCUUUCCGACAAACGAUAUUUUAUAAAUUUUCAAUUGAUCUGGAAGCGUUGAAGAAUGAAAUUAUAACCAAGAAUUUGGUGCCACGAUGUCGGAUUCCGGAUUCAGUUUUAGAUCGAACAAAAUUCAUUAAAGAAGGAAACUGUUUAGAAGUAAUGGAUGAAACUAAUAACUUAAACACACCCAAGAACAUCAAGAUUGAAGAACAUAAUUGUGGUAUGCUUGAGAUAGAAAAUGCUGAACUACGGACCAAACUUGAACGAACAAAACGUGCUUUCGAGAAGACCUGGGCUCAACUACGAUUUUCAAAUCAACGAAAAGAACAAAUUGCGUCUGAUAUUCGGCAUGAAAUUUAUAAAACACAUUCUACAUUAAUUGAAGUAAAAAAAAACAUUGAAACAAAAUGCUUUGAUUCUCCAUAAUAAAACGGUUUUAGAUUAUUAUUUAUUUUUAUUUUACAUCAAUGUAUUGUUUGAAAUUCUGUUUUGUCGAACUGUUGUGUCUUUUUGCCGAAAAUAAAUGCUUUUGGUGGUGGAAGUGGAA